Lipotes vexillifer (Yangtze River dolphin) is the source of this 444-nucleotide messenger RNA. RefSeq lists its product as uncharacterized. NCBI's taxonomy places the organism in Eukaryota, Metazoa, Chordata, Mammalia, Artiodactyla, Lipotidae. The record is from RefSeq and is a predicted model, not a curated record.
AUGCAUUUCAAUGAUGAAACAGGAAAUUCAUUCAUGAAUUGGGCAUACCUCCAAAGUGGCUGCUUAGCCAGAAAUGGGAUAGCUAGUUUUUCCUACUUCUGUUUUAUUAUCCUCAAUGAGAAUGACCAAAUAUGAUUAGAGAGGAACUUAGAGAAAAUCUGGCUCCUACACUCCCCGCAUCCUGCCAACCUGCCACCCAUUUUAAUAUUAGAAGAGACUGGGGCACAGAGAAGUUACAUAAUUACUGGAGAUUACAUCAGGAGUCUAUGGCAAAAAGCUAGAUUCUCGCUCCCGGCCGCUCCCGGAGUCCUCGCGUCCCUCCCCGCUUCUCUCCCCUGCCGCCACUCUGGUCCCCGCGCCCGGCAUCUGAGCGGCCACCAGUGGCCCUCAGGCCCAAGGCCUGGGCUGCUUCACUUCCAAGUCGUCCUGUCCACGUCCAUGUAA